Messenger RNA from Cynara cardunculus var. scolymus (artichoke), 1103 nucleotides. RefSeq names its product protein YIPF5 homolog. NCBI's taxonomy places the organism in Eukaryota, Viridiplantae, Streptophyta, Magnoliopsida, Asterales, Asteraceae. Gene Ontology annotation, biological process: vesicle fusion with Golgi apparatus; endoplasmic reticulum to Golgi vesicle-mediated transport. Bases 99 to 842 code for a protein of 247 amino acids. Gene Ontology annotation, cellular component: trans-Golgi network; membrane. The record is from RefSeq and is a predicted model, not a curated record. The transcript has a single exon.
GAUUUCUUCCUCACCAAGUCUUGUAAUUGGGGCGGAGUCUGUGAUUCAAAUCGUUAAUUUGAUCGAUUUUCUCAAUCAAUCUUGGGAAUUUCUUCAGUAUGUCGAGGGAAUUUAACGUCCCGCCUGUGAUUUUCCCGUCCGGUGGAAACCCUAACACCGGCCCCCAACGACGCCUCCCUACGGCGCCUUUUCAGCCACCGAGAUCUUCAAACCCUAGUAUCCCUUUUAUGUCGUUUGACAUCGGCUCCUCUCCCGCAUCCACCUCCUUCUCGACUCCUCAAUUCGGCAGCAUUGGCAGCGGCAGCGCCAGCGCGAACUUCGAUGACGAACCACCUCUUCUUGAAGAGUUAGGUAUAAACACUAAACAAAUCUGGAACAAAACGGCCUCUAUUUUGAAUCCGUUUAGAGUGAAAGCAGAUCUCCACGAAGAUGCCGAUCUAUCGGGUCCGUUUUUGUUUCUUAUGGCCUUUGGAUUGUUUCAAUUACUUGCUGGGAAGUUGCAUUUCGGGAUUAUUUUGGGGUGGGUGACCGUGGCAUCUCUGUUUUUGUACGUUGUGUUUAAUAUGUUAGCAGGACGAAAUGGGAAUCUUGAUUUGUAUCGGUGCUUGAGUUUGAUCGGUUACUGUAUGUUGCCGAUUGUGAUAUUGUCUGCCGUAGCGUUGUUUGUACCCCAAGGUGGUCUGGUGAUCUUUGUAAUGAUGGGUAUUUUCGUCAUAUGGUCUACACGGGUGUGCACGAGGCUGUUGGUGGAACUGGCAUCUUGUGGCGAUGAGCACCGAGGGCUUAUUGCGUACGCAUGUUUCUUGAUCUACAUGCUGUUUUCAUUACUAGUUGUAUUUUGAUAUGGAUUUGGUGCUACCUGUUUAGCUACUGCUAUUCUUUAGAUAUCAUUUGGGGUUUAACAUAGUAUUGUUUCUUUUCUUUUUCUUUCUAUAUUUGGAAUGGAAGAGUACUUUUGUUGUUCAGACGAGGAGGGGAUUUUGUGAACUAGCAGAUAGUAACUUCAGGUUUUAUCAUGAAAGAAUGUAGAGUUGCUCAUGCUUGUAGCCUUUGGUCAAUUUGCUUGUCUUUGUUAUAUACUUUUGAUCUUUGCUUGGCUGUAA